AUGGCGCCUCUAGCCGUGGACACUCUCCAAAACGACCUUGUCAGCAACUCUCCCUCGCUCACUCCCCCCGAAACUCCCAUUUCAGCAGGCCCAGGCGAGCAUGGCGAGUCCUAUACCCAGAAGCCCAUUGUCGAGUUCAUGUACGACCUAGAAAUCGAGCGCGUCAACAACGGCGACGCCAGCAGCGCAUCCAUCGAGUUUGGCCGCGGAGCAUGGAGCGCAGUAUACAAAGCAACAACUUCGUGGACGCCACAGUCCAAAUUCAAUCAUAGUUAUUCUGGCAGCCCAAUCUUCACUCCGCCUCACUCCCCAGUCCCAUCGCGCAGGACCGUUGUCGCUGUAAAAUCCCCGUUGCCGUCAUUGCGGCGCGACGCGCAGCCAGUCCUUCGAUCCGAAGCGUGGAUUCUCAGCUUAGUGACGAGGGCGCGGACUGACGAUGAACACCAACAACAAUAUGUCGUCCCCUUCCACGGCUACAUGCCCGCCUCGCACUCGCUAGUUAUGCAAGCCAUCCCGCUCCUACUAUCAACUCAUAUCGAAGAACGCGCCGAAAUCGCAAAACGACACUUCUCAACGAAAACCAUGUUUGAGCCCGUUCUGUCCUCGGCGCAUUGGCGCGACUUGGCGGCGCAGUUGAUUAACGGGCUGAAAUGGCUUCAUGGCACGGUUGGUGUUGUGCAUGGGGAUAUCAAGCCGCAUAAUAUCCUUUUGCGUCGUCGAGAAUGCGCUCGGAGUGGCUGCGAUGCUGCGGAAGGGUUUCAGUAUGACGCUUUAUACGCUGAUUUUUCGUCGGCGCAUCGGAUGUCGCCCUCCUCCUCCUCCUCCUCCUCCUCCCCCUCCUCCAGCUCCUACGACGGAGAAGAAGGAGAGGAACAGGAGCAGGGAAAGAGUCAAGUUGCAGACGCCGGCGCAUCGGCGCUAACACCGCCCUUCGCGGCGCCCGAACUCAUGACUGUCGCUGCGAUGAAGUCGGCUACGAUUCCCACCACGCUAGCCUCUGACAUAUUCGCGCUGGGGCUCACGCUGCUCGCUGCUGCAACGGGCGAUACGCUUGUGUACUCGCACUCCGGCACGAGCGAUAUACAGCGUCUCGCAAUGUCGCGCGAGGGAUAUCGCGCACUCGACUACGUGCGUAGUGGACCGCAUGCGUCGCGCGUAGUGCGCGAUGGGCUGGUUGAGAAGGUUGUUGCGCCGGCUAUUGUGAAGGAGCCGUGCGAGAGGGUGUUGAGGGUGAUUUGA
Talaromyces atroroseus is the source of this 1239-nucleotide messenger RNA. RefSeq lists its product as hypothetical. Gene Ontology annotation, biological process: protein phosphorylation. Gene Ontology annotation, molecular function: ATP binding; protein kinase activity. The transcript has a single exon. NCBI's taxonomy places the organism in Eukaryota, Fungi, Ascomycota, Eurotiomycetes, Eurotiales, Trichocomaceae. The coding region runs from base 1 to 1239 and encodes 412 amino acids. The record is from RefSeq and is a predicted model, not a curated record.